UGCAAUGACAACCGCGCUCGAUUAUUUCUUUUACAUGGCGCCUCGUGAUAAACCAGAAUAAUUAUCGAACUGGUUUUCCUGUGUUGAAAUUGUGAUGUUAAUCGUUGCACUACUCUUAUAAAUGGCGAACAGUAAAGAUACUCCAGAGCAUCUUCAAGCUCAAAACAUUAUAGUUAUACAUCCCGGUUCGUUGUAUUUGCGAGUAGGGCGUGCUUCGGAUGUAAAUCCCAGUCGUAUUUUACAUGCGAUUGCACGUCGGAGAAAGCCAGGUGGGCAAUAUUACCGUGAUAUCAUUCUUCCUCCCCCGGUUACAAAUCCAAAGGAAUCGUUAUCCGAAUUUGAGGAAUGUCGCUUACAGGUUUCACAUACUUUACAAUCCUGCGUCCAAUCAGAUGGGCGUAGGAGAUACGCUACUCCCCCACAGCAAAUCUCGGCCUUCAACAGGAGAUCUACGGCUGAACCCGUGGAAGGCAGUCAAAUCGAUUUCAAAGAUGCAAUAGUCGGUGAUACUGUUAUUGGCGAAGAAGUUCUUUGGUUAAAUCCUGAAGGUGAAUUCAAUUUACAUUUUCCUAUCAAACGCGGUGAACUAAAUUUGCACAAAGAUAUUGGAGGGUCCUUAACUGGUGUUAUUGCCGAUUUGCAAGAAAUUUGGGAAUACGUUUUGAAAAAUCGACUUAAAAUUGAUUUGAAACAACUUAGAAAUUAUAAGGCUGUGCUGGUUAUACCUGAUAUAUACAAUAGGGCGCAUUUAAAGGAGUUUACCACACUGUUACUGAACAAGAUCGGCUUUGGAUAUUGUUUUUUGUUGCAAGAUCAUGUAGCAGCCACCUUCGGUGCCGGGUUGGGUUAUGCUUGCGUAGUCGAUGUGGGAGAUCAAAAGACUUCCGUAUCGUGCGUCGAAGAUGGAAUUUCACAUCCCAACACGAGAGUACGGUUGGAUUAUGGAGGAGCUGAUGUAACGCAAACAUUCUUCUGGAUGCUUCAGAAGUGUGCUUUCCCGUAUAAGGAAUGCGAUCAGAAAACACCACUGGAUGUAGUUCUGCUGAAGCAGCUGAAAGAAGAAUACUGUCAUGUGAAUCUGGAUGUGUGCGGUUCCUUAGAGAAAAGUUUUACAGUGCAAAGGCCUCAACAAGGGAAAUAUAAAUACACCUUGCAGGUUGGCGAUGAGGCAAUAGUUGCGCCAUUGGCACUAUUUUACACGGAACUGUUUUCGGUGACGGGCGUUAACAGAUCUGUUCCGAAAACACAAAAACCAAGUACGGCACAAUCACACCCGGAGGACUGCUUUGAUGCAGAAUAUCUUCGAGAAACAGGUCGUAGGGGUAAAGAGAAUCUGGAGCAAACAGCUAACGAAAGUGGUCUGGGUAACCAAGAGAAUCCAGAUGAGGAAAUGGUAGUCGAUGGUCUAGAACAGGAGAGAGAGGGCAAGCUAAGUGAAAAAGAUUUUAUACUGCCAAGUGGACAAGUUAUCGGCAUUGAUCAGGCAAUUUUGCAGAGUAUCGAGCGAUGUCCUAACGACGAAUUGAAACGCAAAAUGUAUGGUUGCAUUCUAGUUGUUGGCGGUGGAAUGAAGUUCACCGGUAUUAGUAAUUGGCUGCAAAAUCGAGUGGCAUUGAAAAUUCCUCUGAUGUACCGAUCGGAACAUAAUAUCGUAACCAGUUCAAAGGACAUUGACCAAGAAAUUACGUCGUGGAAGGGAGCUGCCAUUAUGUCCUGCUUGGAAAGCGCUGGGGAAUUGUGGCUCACGGAACCUGAAUGGUCUCGGUAUGGACUACGGAUAUUGCGCGAAAAGGCGGUCUUCAUGUGGUAGAUGACUUUUGGAUAAUUUAUUCGUGUUAUUAUUCGCUUUCUUCUGGAAAAAUACAAUUUUUUACAGCAACUA
Molecule: messenger RNA, 1882 nt
Organism: Malaya genurostris
Lineage: Eukaryota; Metazoa; Arthropoda; Insecta; Diptera; Culicidae
Gene: Arp8
Product: actin-related protein 8
Exons: 4
Coding region: 122-1810 (562 amino acids)
Biological process (GO): regulation of DNA-templated transcription; double-strand break repair
Cellular component (GO): Ino80 complex
Source: RefSeq, a predicted model, not a curated record